Molecule: messenger RNA, 2607 nt
Organism: Vicia villosa (hairy vetch)
Lineage: Eukaryota; Viridiplantae; Streptophyta; Magnoliopsida; Fabales; Fabaceae
Product: low affinity sulfate transporter 3-like
Exons: 12
Coding region: 464-2428 (654 amino acids)
Biological process (GO): transmembrane transport
Cellular component (GO): membrane
Molecular function (GO): secondary active sulfate transmembrane transporter activity
Source: RefSeq, a predicted model, not a curated record
AAUCUAAAUUCCUAUCACAAUCUUUUAAACUAUGGCAGAGUCCUAUCAGUAACAACUUGCUGUAUUAACCAAGAGGUUGAUGAACCACAUAUAAUUUCUAUUACAUGCAAAUUUAUGUUAGAAAUGAAAUUUUGACAAAACACAAAAAGCCAAAAAAUUUCUAGUCCAGGAAUAUAUGCUCCCAAUGGAAUCAUAUUAAAGGAGUGUUACGUGUUCAUACAACCUUAUUAAGGUGGCAACUUUUGACACAAACCAAUGAAUGUGGUAUCACAACCACCCCUCAAAUAGCAUACAACUUUUUUACUAGAAUUUAAAGCUCUCUCUCUUUCAUACACAUAAAUUGAUCCCAAUGCAAAUUGAAUGGUGUUGGUGGAAUGUUUGUAUUUAUUAACUGAUAAAGUUGUUGUUGUACAUUAAGUACUAGUGUGUGAUCCCUGACAGAGUUCACCCAAACACUUCAACUAUGAGAGAACAAAGAGUUCUUCAUAUUGAAGAUACUAGUCAAAUUGAGAGAGCUAGGUGGGUUUUGGAUUCUCCUAAUCCACCACCAUUAUGGAAGAAGCUAUUGAGUUUAAUCAAAGAGACACUUUUGCCUCAUGGAAACAAUAUAUGGUUUUGUUCUAAGAAGAAAAGUUUUCAUGCACAUGCUUUGUGUUUCUUGCAGAAAUUGUUUCCUAUUCUUGUUUGGUUGAAAGAUUACACAGCUUCUAAAUUUAAAGAUGAUCUUUUAGCUGGCUUGACUCUUGCCAGCCUUUGCAUACCUCAGAGUAUAGGAUAUGCAAGUUUGGCAAAAGUUGAUCCUCAAUAUGGCCUAUAUACAAGUAUUGUUCCUCCUCUUAUUUAUGCUGUGAUGGGAAGCUCAAGAGACAUUGCAAUUGGACCUGUAGCUGUAGUGUCUAUGCUGUUAUCUUCCUUGGUCACAAAAGUCAUAGAUCCUGUUGCUAACCCUCAUGCCUAUAGAGAUUUUGUUUUCACUGUCACCUUCUUUACCGGAAUUUUUCAAGCCGGAUUCGGUAUUUUCAGGUUGGGUUUUCUUGUGGAUUUUCUUUCACAUGCUGCACUAGUUGGAUUCAUGGCAGGAGCAGCAAUCAUUAUUGGUCUUCAGCAACUAAAGGGUCUUUUAGGGAUCACUCAUUUCACCACCAAAACUGAUGCAGUUUCAGUGUUGGUUUCUGUUUAUAAGUCAUUACAUCAGCAAAUUACUUCUUCUGAAGAAAAAUGGAGCCCUAUGAAUGUUGUCCUCGGAUGUUCUUUCUUGAUUUUCCUUCUCGUUACUCGCUUCAUCGGAAGAAGAAACAAAAAACUUUUCUGGUUGCCUGCGAUUGGUCCUCUUCUAUCGGUUAUACUAUCGACUUUAAUCGUGUAUUUAUCGAAAGCUGAUAAACAAGGAGUUAAUGUGAUAAAACAUGUCAAAGGAGGAUUGAAUCAGAGUUCAGUUCAUCAGUUACAAUUCCAUGGUCAAAAUGUUGGGCAAGCGGCCAAAAUCGGAUUAGUCUGUGCAGUUAUCGCACUAACAGAAGCGAUGGCUGUUGGUCGAUCUUUCGCUUCCAUCAAGGGAUACCAACUUGAUGGGAAUAGAGAGAUGCUAUCAAUGGGAAUCAUGAACAUUGCUGGAUCCUUAACUUCAUGCUAUGUCGCAACCGGUUCUUUUUCAAGGACAGCGGUUAAUUUCAGCGCAGGAUGUCAAACAGCGGUAUCGAAUAUUGUGAUGGCAGUUACUGUGAUUUUGUUCCUGCAAUUAUUCGCAAGGCUCUUAUACUACACACCUAUGGCUAUCCUUGCUUCUAUCAUCCUCUCCGCGCUUCCUGGACUAAUUGAUUUAAACGAGGCUCGCUAUAUCUGGAAGGUUGACAAGUUAGACUUUCUUGCCUGUAUUGGCGCUUUUUUCGGCGUCUUGUUUGCAUCCGUAGAGAUCGGUCUUCUUGUAGCCGUGACAAUCUCAUUUGCGAAGAUACUAAUACAAUCGAUUCGACCUGGAGUGGAAAUUCUAGGACGAGUUCCAAGAACAGAAGCCUUUUGUGAUGUUACUCAAUAUCCGAUGGCCAUAAGCACGCCAGGCAUCGUGGUGAUUCGCAUAAGUUCCGGCUCACUCUGCUUCGCAAAUGCCAAUUUUGUCAAAGAAAGAAUACUCAAGUGGGUCGUGGAAGAAGACGAGAUUCAAGAAGCUGCUAAAGGAAACGUUCGAGCCAUAAUUAUGGACAUGACUAACCUGAUGAACGUUGAUACGUCCGGAAUUCUAGCACUCGAGGAAUUGCAUAAGAGGUUGCAUUCGCGCGGCGUAGAAUUAGCUAUGGUGAAUCCAAGGUGGCUAGUAAUUCACAAGCUCAAGCUUGCUCACUUUGUGGACAAAAUUGGGAAACAAUGGGUUUUUCUGACGGUUGGAGAGGCGGUCGACGCGUGUCUGUCAUCUAAAAUUGCUACUGCUUAAUGUUGUUUGUGUCUGUUAGAACUUUUUAUUACAUAACUGCAUAUCUAAGCACAUAAAUUUGUAUGUUGCUCUAAAGGGAUUUUACUGACUACCUUAUUAUAAUGUAUCAGUUUUGGAGAGUUAUGUUUAUAUGAGUAUUUGGUUACUUACAUAUCAAUCAAAUGAAAGUUAAUGUAUAA